UGGAAAGCGUCAUGAAGAACCCCCAAUUUAAAACACUAAAGCCCUAUUGUUCACAUUGUUUAGCCUUGCCUUUCACUGACAGCCUGUUACUCUUGUCGGGUAUUUUCUUGCACGACAAUGGUGGUUUUUCUUCCAUUGUGUGUUUGCCCAUGGGAGGCCACAGAAUGACUGAAGCUCUGGGCAACAUUUGCAUUUGUCACGCAGAGACACUGGCUGCCAUUCUUGUGCCAGGAACAAGCGUGGGUGUCUGUGUUGGAGUUGCACUGAUAGGCUUAUCUAUGGGUGCGACCCUGAAGGCGUCUGACUGUUGAUUGAUUGAUUGAGUUCAGGGUCUCGUGAAAUGGCCUGCUAUGUGAUCACUGUUGGCUGACUUUUGACUCCCUUCAGCUUCAUUAUUGCAAAUGGAGCUCACCAUUGAAGCCCUGCUGGGGAAAUAAAGAGUGUCAUGGACAGAACAACAAAAAUAACUACUACCAGACACCCAACCAUAAUUAGCAUGUAUGAAAGGGAAAAUAUUAAAUGCCCAACCGAUUACAUGAAUGUAAUCUUGGUGGACUAAAAUGAACUAAAACUGCAUAACUGCUGUACAGUCCCUUGGAAUUGGAAUAUAAAUAAAGCCAGUAUAGUCAUCGAUUCUCUUUUUAGGGAUUUUACUUUUGACAGGCGGUCAUUAACUUUGUUUAUGCUCCGACAAUGGAUGUGUCCUUGCUCCCCGCUCCAGUGACUGAAUAUACCAAUCAGAGGACUUUGGCAUGCUUAGCUGUCAGAUCUGCCAAUUCUCCCUCGACGAGCCUCACUUGCAGGCCAGGUGUUAGGAAGGACCGAGCUUUAUCCGGGGAGGUGGUGUCCAGAGCAGAGGAAGUUAUAGAACGAGGCAAACAAUCUUUAUUCAAUGGCUCAAUCAGGCGGACCGGAUCAAUCGAUGGCCAGGAUCUCAGGGCAGGAUCCAUGUUUGAAUGUCAAGCACGGACAGCAAGUGUCAAAGGUUGGAAUGAAAAUAAGGAAGUAUCAGGCAGCACAGUCUAUUCCAGUCUGACUCACAAUGACAAAAUAGACAAGAAAACCACAGGCUUUGGCAUCGACAGAAGUCGUAACUAUAGCCCUGCAUUUGAGAGUUGGUCUGGGAGAGAAUGGAGGCGUAACUUGCCGAACAGAAGCAGGAGUGUUGACUGGAGGUCAGGGGCAAGCAGUCCUGACCGGAACACAGGGCGAUCCAACAUAGGUGCAUUGUUAUACGAAGAAAAGAAAGAGAGGGUUAGGGAUACUGAAGACCCGAAAGGCAGGUCAGUGUCUUCAUUUAGGACCUACAACUCUGCAGGAGAUUCUCCAGGCAGCAGCAGUCCAAAAAGUCCUUUGGACCAAACUCUGGAAACAGUCUGUAGAGGUAACUCCUGCCCUUUAAGGCUAAGGUCGCCCCCGGAACCAAUCAGUGACUCCAGAGAGACUGCUUCUUUUGGGACUAAAAGAGGCCAGGGUAUAUUGGAACGUAUAGAGAAGCUGUAUGGGCUAUCCAAAACUGAGGACUUCAGCAAAACUAGGGAUUUCUCUUCCAUUGAAAGAGACUGCUUUGAUGGAAGGGGUGAAGUUACAGUGAACCAUUUUGGGGAAACAGGAGGAACCUUCCCCAGGUGUUGCUCAGCUGGCGAAGGAAGUUGUCAAAGUGUAGUGGACAGAAAUGGAUCAUUCACUAGGACAUGUGUAGACACAAAGACUGUAGGCUCUAAUACUUCACCCUGUCCAAGGAGAAGAGCGAGAUUACCAGAGGGACAAUGGGAAGAACAGAUCUAUGGGAAGUAUUCUGACCAAGGUGGCGUAAACGCAGGUUUAGGAUCCAUUGAGACAAUGUCUCUUGACCGAGCAAGGAGUAGAAACACAAGAGCUAGUCAGAUUAGAUUGGCCCGGGCUGCCCAGUCAAGCACUUUAUCAGAGAAAGCAUAUUGCUUUGGACUGUCUGAGACUAAUCGGAUAAAUGGGAUACAGAAAGAAAGACUAAAGCUCAAUAAUGGAAAGGUGACGGGAGAAAUUGAAUCAAAGGUUUAUGAAGACAUCUGGGAGACUAAUCUGAGCAUCAAAGUGAAUUCUGCAGGAUGGAGGACACAGCCAGAGACUCAUUCCACAUCAGUCAGUGUGAGAAACAAGAUCAAUCAGUUUGAGGCUCUGACACAGAGCUCACAGGGUUUUGGAAGGAGCCAGAACAUGCUGCCCCGGCGGGCCCUUUCUGUGCCCACAAGACUCAACAUCGCCCAUGAUGGCUUGAAGAGUGAGUUGGAAAAAGCAAGUGGUGUUCUAGGUGACAAGUAUAUGGGGCUGAAAGAGUUAGGGGAGACACGAACGAAAACUGAGGAGAAAGUAAAUCGCCUGAAAAGUCCAUCACAAAGGUCUUUGUCAGUGGAUGAGAUUGGGCAAAGGUUUAAGGGUGAUUUGACAAGAAAGGAAGGGACAAAUAUGGACCGCCUUUACAAACUCACACAUCCAGUAGAAUCACCCCUCAAAGAAGUUGCGCUACAUCAUAGAAACUUGUAUGUAGAUGAACCAGACUAUUACAAAAUCUCAAGAGAUAAAAUCUGGAGAAGCGACAAUACAGAGUCCACCAUGUUCUUCAGCUCAAGUGACCCUGAAUCAUGUCCAUACGGGGAGCUAUCUGGUAUACAGAAAGCAAAACCUUCUGUGAUUAUUUUAGCAGUUACCGAUGAUGAAACCACUCCAACAAACACUCCAAAGCACUCACCCCUUAGCUCUCCAGUUACCCUGCUAAAAAGUACCACUCCACUUAUACUGACUGAAAACAGCCAAACAGUCAAAACUCUUGAACAAGACCUUCCAACUCCUGUGCGCCCUCUCGCUGUCACUUCCCACAACAAGGUCUUUACAGAUAUCACUGACAGUGACUCAAAAGGGAAGAAACACGUGUUAGAUUUGGAUGCUUGGGUCGCUGGCUGGAAAACCUGGAGGCAAGAUGAAGCAUUCGAGGAUGAUGAUGACAGUACACAGAAAGAUGACGAUUCAUACUACGAUUCAGAUUCUGGCGAGUCCUCAGUAACCAUCACCAGUAACAUGAGCCAGUCCGAUCGCAGGAGCUUCUCUCUCAGCCUGGCAGAAUUGUGUCACUUCACCGGAGCUGACUCAGAGUCAGAGAAUGACACCGACGAGACCCCAGCGAUGGGUAGGAGGUCAGCUUCACUUAGCUCUGAAGUGUCGGCACUGUCAUAUGUGUCGGUGCUGCCCAGCGAGGAACUUGACAAACUGCUGGACGAUGUCAGAAGUCUGGGGGACAGCAAUCUGCAGGAUGAUGUGCAUGUGGUUGUCCUUCACAAAGAGAUCGCUGUCGGCCUGGGCUUCAGUAUAGCAGGAGGCGUUGACCAGAACAAACCAGUCAUUGUUCACAAGGUGUUCCCCACCGGUGUAGCAGCGCAAGAAGGCUCUAUCAGAGAAGGCGACCAGGUCCUGUCCAUCAACGGCACUGCGCUGGGGGGCCACACACACUGGGAGGCUCUGAGGGUCCUGAGAAGGGCCAAAACUAGAGAGAUGGGAGUGGUGGUGCUGAGGAGGGGUGAUAUUGGCAGCACCUCGAAGGGGCGAGAGGGUCAGACUGAGGAACCGAUGCCGACUCAGACUUCAGAAACUGGUCAGUGUAUGCGUGUGCUUCUGGAGAAGAAAAGCAGAGAUCUGGGCUUUAGCCUCGAGGGAGGUGUCGGUCUGGGAGACAAACCACUCACUGUACAGAAGAUCUUCCAAGGGGGGCCAGUGGACAAGAUUAGUCCUGGUGACGAGGUGAUGGAGAUUGAAGGCAUGAGCAUGGUGGGGAUGAGACGCUUGGAGGCCUGGACGUUGAUCCGAAGGCUUCCUUCUGGACCAGUGGAUGUGGUAAUACGUCGGCCCCAUAAAACCUCGGAGCCAUAAGGAUUAUGGGAGCAAAUCUAAACCUGUACUGCGCAAGAAAAAUGCCAUUUAUAACCCAAUUUUAUACCACAAUUAUCCUCAUAUUUUAUAACAAAGCCUUCCCAGAAGACUUGUUCAUGAAGGUGUGAGAUUUAUAUUUUACGGUGUUUAACACAUGCAUCUACCUCAAGGCUACGUGGCACCUGUAUGUGAACCAUUGUGUAAUAUACUGUGAACAGAUGCUAACAGCAUUUAGAGUGUAUCUUACUUUUUAAUAAAGCCUAACUUUAAUAAACUCGA
Molecule: messenger RNA, 4179 nt
Organism: Syngnathoides biaculeatus (alligator pipefish)
Lineage: Eukaryota; Metazoa; Chordata; Actinopteri; Syngnathiformes; Syngnathidae
Exons: 7
Coding region: 694-3900 (1068 amino acids)
Biological process (GO): induction of positive chemotaxis; leukocyte chemotaxis
Molecular function (GO): cytokine activity; CD4 receptor binding
Source: RefSeq, a predicted model, not a curated record